AUGCUCAUGUCGGCACUUGUGUCCGGUUAUCCGAGCCCUGUGAUCGUCAACUGGGGAAGAGACUUUCACAAGUCGCCUGGGUGGUUUGGUGGCUCUCACUUGGGCAAGAUCGACGGCACACUUGAGUUCCUCGAUGCCAUCACAUCAGACCGGGCACCUAAGGACGAACGUCUCGGCCCAGAUGAUCUGAUCAUCGUGGUCGACGCUUACGACCUUUGGUUUCAGCUACCACCGUCCUUGCUCAUUCGCAGGUACAUGGCACAGAACUUCGCCGCAGAAGAGCGCAUCCGCAAGGAGUGGGGCAUUUCGGCCCCCUGGUUCUCGUCCAACAAGACGGAGUUCGUCCCCAAGCAGUCAAUCAUCAUCUCUACUCAGAAGAAGUGCUGGCCCAAGUCCGACCUUGGUUCCGAUCCUCACUGUGAUGAGCUGCCGGAGUCGCCUGCGCGCGAAGAUCUGUAUGGCCCGCACACUGACGAGGAUCCUGAGCAAUUUCAUGAUGUUCGCCCGCGAUACGUCAACAGUGGCAGCUUCAUGGGUCCUGUCGGAGACAUGCGUCGCUUGCUUCGUCGUGCUCAGGAGAAGGUCGAGGAGAAGCGUGCUGCAGGCAUCAACAUCUUUAGUGACCAAGGCAUCUUUGCUGAAAUGUUUGGCGAGCAAGAGAUGUGGCGGGCCUCCAAACGGAGAUACCAUGCUUCCGGGAAGAUCAUCCAGGACGCCGAACUUGAGAUUGAAGCCGAUCAUUUCGACUACGGUAUCGGCCUUGACUACAUCCAAGAUCUGUUCACUCCAACCGUCUUUGAAGAGGACGAUGGCGAAUACGUCAUUUUGAGGAAUACCACCGCACUUCAAAAAGCGGCUGAAGAUCGAGUGAUCAUUCCUCCUCGAGUAUAUGGUGUACCCGAGGAUAUGCUUGGGAUUCGCACACCUUUAUCCGAGGCAGGAAUAGACACUCAAGCGGACUGGGCAGACCUGCCGCUCUAUACCGACUUUUGGAGCACUUCCGUCCCAGCCAUUGUACACCACAACGCACAUCGCAAUGGUCUCAAGGGUCAAAGGCUUUCUGGGUGGUGGAAAGAGACAUGGUUCUUUCCGCACCUCCGGCGUCUAUUGGAAUUGCACUCUCAACCCAAGUCUCUGGAGCCGCUCUUCAAGGUCUCUGGGCAGAACGGUGCAAAGGAUCUCUCGUUCUGGGCGCCAGCAUCAGAUGCCACGAAGCGAAACACUCGCAUCUUUGACAAGGAAAAGUUGAAGGAUGAAGGGCUGCUGGAGUCUGAUUGGGAUGGUUUGUGCAUCAAAGAGGGUCAUGAAGAUUGGUGGAGUGAGAUCUUGCAGGAUGACGAAGGUCCUCUCCACGUCGGAGGUUCCGCGGUAUCCGAAUCGUAG
Molecule: messenger RNA, 1383 nt
Organism: Colletotrichum siamense
Lineage: Eukaryota; Fungi; Ascomycota; Sordariomycetes; Glomerellales; Glomerellaceae
Exons: 1
Coding region: 1-1383 (460 amino acids)
Source: RefSeq, a predicted model, not a curated record